This is a messenger RNA of Bicyclus anynana (squinting bush brown), 5327 nucleotides long. RefSeq names its product juvenile hormone esterase (gene be2). Lineage: Eukaryota; Metazoa; Arthropoda; Insecta; Lepidoptera; Nymphalidae. The record is from RefSeq and is a predicted model, not a curated record. Gene Ontology annotation, molecular function: hydrolase activity. The transcript is spliced from 10 exons. The coding region runs from base 208 to 1890 and encodes 560 amino acids.
ACGUAUCGGUUCACGUGUCUACAUAAGUAUUUACGUCCGUCCAAAGGCGUUUAUGUUCUAAGCAUUAAAUUUCGUUACCGCAGUUGUGUCCCCAGUCUUAUAUUUCUCUAUGACUACGUUUGCUAUGCUUCAUCUAUUAUUAUUUAACUGCGCGGUGCUAACUUGAGAAUUCAUUAUUUUUUUGGUUUCCGUCACUAACGGUUGACGAUGUUCCGUUGGUUCGUGUUAGUUUUUCUGAAUGGAGUUUUUGUGGCUUAUUGUGCCGAUGGUGAAAAUGCACCGUUUCGGAGGACACCCUUGGGUGAUUUGAAAGGAUUUUUGAUGAAAACUCGCACCGGCAGGCAGAUUUCGGCGUUCACCGCUAUCCCUUACGCAGUUCCACCUGUUGGAGAUUUGAGAUUUAAGGCUCCGGUGCCAGUGUCACCGUGGGAGGGAACAUGGGAUGCGACGAAGGUCAGUCCUAUAUGCGUGCAGCGGAAUCCUUAUACGCGUCAACAUGAAAUCGUCGGCCAAGAAGACUGCCUCUACCUCAAUGUGUACUCGCCGUAUACUGACAAUGAAUCUGUUGCAGAGAAAGAACUACUUCCAGUCAUGGUGUUCAUACAUGGAGGAGGUUGGAUGUGCGGAGAUGCGACCACAGAAAUGUAUGGCCCUGAACAUCUUCUCGACAGAGAUGUGGUCUUCGUUGCUAUGAACUAUAGAUUAGGUCCAUUAGGUUUCCUAUCAACUCAGGAUGAGCACUGUCCUGGUAACAACGGCCUGAAGGACCAGCGAGAAGCACUUCGUUUUAUUCAGAAGAAUAUACAUGCAUUUGGUGGGAACAAUCAAUCUGUUACGAUAUUCGGUGAAAGCGCCGGUGGGGCCAGUGUUAAUUUUCACAUGUUGUCAGAAUCUAGUGCUGGGCUAUUUCACAAAGCAAUUUCGGAAUCUGGCACAGCGCUAGUGCCAUGGGCAGAAGCACCCCCUGGCGAGGCCAAGAAGAACGCUUUACGUCUGGCCAAGUUCCUGGACUGUCCGUCGUCACCAUCUGACCGUUUCAUUGCGUGUCUCCGCAAAUUGGACAGCCAUGAAAUAAUAGGAACUGAAUUCCUAUUUUAUUCCUGGGACUACGAACCCAUGACGUCGUUCAAAGCUGUCAUUGAACCUGACUUACCCGGCGCAUUUUUAACAAGAAACCCUCGAAAGCCUCCAUCUACAUCUUUCGUGCCCUGGCUUACUGGACUCAAUAAGGACGAAGGAUGUUUGAAAUCUGUAUGGCUAACAAAUUUCCCAGAACGAUACGAGGAAUUCAUAACUGGUUUUGACACCAUAGGACCCGUGACAUUCUAUUAUGAGAAUUCUCCGUAUCCUGAAGUCAUAACUGAACGAUUGAAAAAACUAUACUUCGGCAAUGACGAACAGAGUGUUAAAGAUGGAAUCCUUAAAAUCUACACGGACUCUUAUUUCGCUUACCCCAUGGUGGAAUCUGUAGAACAAGCCUUGAACUUUAGCAAGCAGCCAGUUUAUCUAUAUCAACUCGACUAUCGCGGGGCUAACAGCUUCUCCCAAAUCUUUGGCGAUCCUGUUGGGGAUUAUGGCGUGUGCCAUGCUGACGAGCUUAUGUAUUUGUUCCCAAUACAUUUCCUGAACAAUCCCUUCACAGAGGAAGACAACAAGAUAAUUGAUCUUAUGGUUACCUUAUGGACUAAUUUUGCUACCAGCGGAAAUCCCAAUAAACCGAUCCAACUGCCGUUUGAUUGGCAACCGGCAACAAGUGGAGAGAAAAUGGAAUAUCUGGAAAUUGGAAAAAAACAGGUGAUGAAAAAUGAUUUAGCAUCGAGGUCCAGACUAUGGUCGGGCUUACCGCUCUGGCACAAUGUGAGAAAACGAAGAUUUACUGAUGAGCUGUAAACCUGCAAUGCAUGGAAGAAGAAAAUUGAAUUUUAAUCACAGUGUUAUCUUCCUUAUUUCUUUAUGAAUUGAUAAAAAUUAAAUACGAAUACUGUACAAAAAUAUUAAUCAACAAUUCAGUAGUCACGUCGUGACCACGAUACAUGUAAAACACAUAAUUUAACCGUAGGUGUGAAAAUAAUUAUGUAUUGCAUUUAAUAGUCAACUAGGAAACGUAACUGGCUGAAACUAAUUUCAAAAUUAUCAUAUCAUUGCUUGUCGAAUCUUCUACAAUUGUUUUUGUAAUAAUUUUAUAAAUGUAGGCGUUAUGAUGUAACACAUAAAUUAACUGUAGCUGUGAAAAUAAUUAUGUAUUGCAUUUAAUAGUCAACUAGGAAAAGCAACUGGCUGAAACUAAUUUCAAAAUUAUCAUAUAGUUGCUUGGCGAAUCUUCGUCAGUUGUUUUAAUUUUGAAAAAUGUUGAUGCCUAAUUCGUAGGCAUUAUGAUGUAACACAUAACUUAACCGUAGCUGUGAAAAUAAUUAUGUAUUGCAUUAAUUGGUCAACUAGGAAACGUAACUGGCUGAAACUAAUUUCAAAAUUAUCAUAUCAUUGCUUGUCGAAUCUUCUACAAUUGUUUUUGUAAUCAUUUUAUUAAUGUUAUGUUGAAAAAUGUUGAUGUCUCAUUUGUAGGCAUUAUGAUGUAACACAUAAAUUAACCGUAGCUGUGAAAAUAAUUAUGUAUUGCAUUUAAUGGUCAACUAUGAAACGCAGCUGGCUGAAACUAAUUUCAAAAUUAUCAUAUCGUUACUUGGCGAAUUUAUUUCAAGUGUUUUAAUUUUGAAAAAUGGUUGAUGCCUAAUUCGUAGGCAUUAUGAUGUAACACAUAACUUAACCGUAGCAGUGAAAACAAUUAUGUAUUGCAUUUAAUGGUCAACUAGGAAAUGUAACUGGCUGAAACUAAUUUCAAAAUUAUCAUAUCGUUGCUUGGCGAAUCUUAGUCAGUUGUUUUAAUUUUGAAAAAUGUUGAUGCCUAAUUCGUAGGCAUUAUGAUGUAACACAUAACUUAACCGUAGCUGUGAAAAUAAUUAUGUAUUGCAUUUAUUGGUCAACUAGGAAACGUAACUGGCUGAAACUAAUUUCAAAAUUAUCAUAUCAUUGCUUGUCGAAUCUUCUACAAUUGUUUUUGUAAUAAUUUUAAUAAUGUUAUUUUGAAAAAUGUUGAUGUCUCGUUUGUAGGCAUUAUGAUGUAACACAUAAUUUAACCGUAGCUGUGAAAAUAAUUAUGUAAAGCAUUUAUUGGUCAACUAGGAAACGCAGCUGGCUGAAACUAUACUAUGCACAAAAAUUAAGGGAGCAGAAAAAAAAUCCAAAUUUUUGGGGGAUAUUCAACAGGCUGUAACUUAUACAAAAAUAGUCGUACAGCAAAAAAAUAAAAAGCAAAUUGUAGCUCUAAGUGUUUAGUUUUUGGAUCUGAGUUUGAAAAUUUUUUUUUGAAAAUAUUUUUCGAGUAAUCAUAAGAAAACCACCGAAAAAAAAAUUUUCGAAAUUUUUUUGGUUUUUUUUUUAAUCUACGGACGUGGAAAAAAUUUUUUCGACUCAACCUCCAUAUGGACCGGAUAGCUUGUUUAUUCAGAUUUAAUUUAGUUUUUUUUAAAUCUCGAUACGAGCAUUUCUCGCUGAGAUAUCGAUGUUUGAAUGGAAAAAGAUCAUUUUGUCUUUGAUUACCAAUAUCUCAGCAACCAAUGAUCGCACAGAAAUUUUGAGGUUGGUUUCAAAAACUUGAAUAAACUUUCUACAAGGAUUGGCAAUUGAAUUUUGAAAAAAAAAAUUUUUUUUCAAUCAUUACAUGAAUUUGAAAAAGCAUCCAAAAAAGGGCUUUUUGUCGUUUUUUGGAAAAUCAAGCGCCCAAUCAAAAAUAUUGCGGAAACCACUGACGUUAAGUGUGCCUUUUACUGUUCAAUAUACCCACAAAAACCCUACAAAGUUUCAAUUCAAUCCAGCCAACCGUUUUUUUUUCCCACUUGAUCGAAUUUUUGAAAAAAUUAAAGGAGCAAGAAUUUCGUUCUGAAAAUGUCAUAAUUUACGCUUUUGUGCUUGCGCACGUGUAUGUGUGUGGUUUUAUCAGAGAUUGAGACCCUGUGGUUCGUCACUUCCACACACACACACACACACACACACAUACAUCUUCGGAGAGUGAGUUUGGAGUCACAAAAUACUGUGGAACACACACAUACACGUGCGCAAGCACAAAAGCGUAAAUUAUGACAUUUUCAGAGCGAAAUUCUUGCUCCUUUAAUUUUUUAAAAAAUUCGAUCAAGUGGGAAAAAAAACGGUUGGCUGGAUUGAAUUGAAACUUUGUAGGGUUUUUGUGGGUAUAUUGAACAGUAAAAGGCACACUUAACGUCAGUGGUUUCCGCAAUAUUUUUGAUUGGGCGCUUGAUUUUCCAAAAAACGACAAAAAGCCCUUUUUUGGAUGCUUUUUCAAAUUCAUGUAAUGAUUGAAAAAAAAUUUUUUUUUCAAAAUUCAAUUGCCAAUCCUUGUAGAAAGUUUAUUCAAGUUUUUGAAACCAACCUCAAAAUUUCUGUGCGAUCAUUGGUUGCUGAGAUAUUGGUAAUCAAAGACAAAAUGAUCUUUUUCCAUUCAAACAUCGAUAUCUCAGCGAGAAAUGCUCGUAUCGAGAUUUAAAAAAAACUAAAUUAAAUCUGAAUAAACAAGCUAUCCGGUCCAUAUGGAGGUUGAGUCGAAAAAAUUUUUUCCACGUCCGUAGAUUUAAAAAAAAACCAAAAAAAUUUCGAAAAUUUUUUUUUCGGUGGUUUUCUUAUGAUUACUCGAAAAAUAUUUUCAAAAAAAAAUUUUCAAACUCAGAUCCAAAAACUAAACACUUAGAGCUACAAUUUGCUUUUUAUUUUUUUGCUGUACGACUAUUUUUGUAUAAGUUACAGCCUGUUGAAAAUCCCCCAAAAAUUUGGAUUUUUUUUCUGCUCCCUUAAUUUUUGUGCAUAGUAUAAUUUCAAAAUUAUCAUAUCAUUGCUUGUCGAAUCUUCGACAAUUGUUUUUGUAAUAAUUUUAUUAAUGUUAUUUUGCAAAAUGUUGAUGUCUCAUUUGUAGGCAUUAUGAUGUAACACAUAAAUUAACCGUAGCUGUGAAAAUAAUUAUGUAUUGCAUUUUAUAGUCAACUAGGAAAAGCAACUGGCUGAAACUAAUUUCAAAAUUAUCAUAUCGUUGCUUGGCGAAUCUUCGUCAGUUGUUUUAAUUUUGAAAAAUGUUGAUGCCUAAUUCGUAGGCAUUAUGAUGUAACACAUAACUUAACCGUUAACCGUAUCAUUGCUUGACGAAUCUUCGACCAUUGUUUUUGUAAUAGUUUUAUUAAUGUUAUUUUGAAAAAUGUUGAUGUCUCAUUUGUAGGCAUUAUGUAUCGCUAUUGCAACAAUUUCGUUAUUUGUGUUUAAUAAAA